Molecule: messenger RNA, 1956 nt
Organism: Desarmillaria tabescens
Lineage: Eukaryota; Fungi; Basidiomycota; Agaricomycetes; Agaricales; Physalacriaceae
Exons: 7
Coding region: 1-1956 (651 amino acids)
Source: RefSeq, a predicted model, not a curated record
AUGUCAAUUGAGGGUUGCCCCGACCAGUGUCAGGCCUUAGCUUUACCUGACGAUGGGGGGCUGGAGGCUCUGGGUUUGAUGCUAAGCGACUAUGAAAAUGCCUUCGUGCAUCCGGCUGAAGGUGCAAACGUUGUUGGGUGCCAUGAUUCCUCCGAUUCCUCCACCUCCUCUUCAUCAACGGUUACAUCCACCAAACCCCCAAAGGCUCAGAAAAGAACCUUCAUCAAAGCAACCAAAGCAGCCAAAGCAGCCGAGCGACAUGGAAGACCCAGCAGCCUUCCCACCCUUUCUCAACUUCUAGCAUCAAAAUCGACGACAGUGUUCAAGACCAGAAUUCCAACACCAGCAUUACAAAUGGUGGUUACUCCUACUUUGCCAUUGAUGGACCCUCAAAAUCCAGAAGCUCAGCAAGGCAAUGUUUCAUCCUCCCAGCCACAGAUUAUCCCUUCAGAUGGGUCUAAUUACAUGCCACCAUCUGCUUCUCACCCACUGUUGCCUACUCCCUCAUGUCCUGCAUUGCCUGCCCCCUCACGUCCUGCAUUGCCUGCUCCAUCUGCUCCAUCAUGUGCUGCAACCCCCCCAGCUGCCUUGAAGCUGCCAUUCCCGCCUCCCCCUCCUAUUUCUCCACCACCUCUGCUGCCAUCUCCCUUUACCGCCCCAGCCAGCUUGAAGCCGAGUACGUUACCAGCUCAAUCUCCCAUCCUGCAGUCUGUAAGACCAGUACCCUCCGACAAUGCCUCAGCAGCAAAGGAUGCAGAAGUUGGUGUCGGCAGCACUGUAGCCCUUAUACACAGGUCGGACCCAAUCCCACAUGAUGCUCCCUUCACUUCGACCCAACGCCUUCCAGGAUUCCAGACCGGGCAACUGAGUCUCAGCAAGCGAACUGCUGAGGAUUCUCUGGGUAGCAGUGUCAUUCUUAAAAGAAUGAAGAUGGAUGGAAGAGGUGGUGGUAAUCACAAGGGGAGCCUCACGACGAAAGUGGUAGAGGCACCUGGAGGGACUGAGAAGGUUGUACCCCCCCUUAUCAGCAUCGUCUUCCCAUCUAGUGCACCCCUUUGGGUGGUGAUGGUCUUGGAAUUGUUCACGUCGCAUGAUUUCAGGCCCGACUGGACCCAAGUUGUCUACUCAUGGGUGGCAUUUCAGUCUGCGAAUGGUUUCGACAGCAGCGACAAAUUACCCACCAACUACCGCCCCAAUUAUGCAAAUCUCGAUCUUAUCCAGAAAUUUCAAUUGCCCUUCUGGGCGUGGUGGGCGAAUCUUCAGCCUGAAGGCCAUGUGGGAGCAUAUGAGCACCCCAUCGAGGAUCUUGAACGUGAAGACGACAGACGCCCCAUCCAAAUUCAUCCAUUGACAGAUAUUAGUUGGGAGUGCCUCAAGACAUGCUCAGGGAGAAAUGGUAUGGUCAGCGUUGUGGCAGCACUGUUUUUCUGGGCUGAGGGGGCCAAAGUUCUUCCUCUCACAACUCAUUCAUGUACUACGAUAUGUGAACAAUCCAGACUGACAUCGGCAGGCCCAGUGAUGAUGAUGAUGAUGGUGUGGGAUGGCUGUAUCAAGGUGGGAAGGGCGAGUGGGGUGGAGAAAGGAGAAGGAUGCUGGGCAGGAGGGUUCACAACAGGCUGGACACCGAUGUUCGAUGACGAUGACGGCACUCAGAGCAUGGAGUACUGCGGUGAUUCCAACAUGAGCUUUCCCUACACUCUGCCACCAUCGCCACCACACAAGCUGACCCAACACCCUGCACCCCAAGCUGCACCUCCAGCCAAUUACGGUGCCUCCCACUGGCAUAUGAACCACCUCCUUUUACAACAGGGAAGGCAAUGGUGGUACUGUUGUCAUGUCCACCACUGCUGCCAAAUGAGGCCAACCCCACUGCCAGCUCUUAUCCCUGUUGGACUACCACACAUUCCACGACAGCCACUUCAUUAUCCCACCCUUAUUCCUGAGUGGUGGAAGUGA